Macroventuria anomochaeta is the source of this 540-nucleotide messenger RNA. RefSeq lists its product as uncharacterized. The record is from RefSeq and is a predicted model, not a curated record. Lineage: Eukaryota; Fungi; Ascomycota; Dothideomycetes; Pleosporales; Didymellaceae. The coding region runs from base 1 to 540 and encodes 179 amino acids. The transcript has a single exon. Gene Ontology annotation, biological process: translation. Gene Ontology annotation, cellular component: ribosome; mitochondrial large ribosomal subunit. Gene Ontology annotation, molecular function: structural constituent of ribosome.
AUGUCGCUCUUCCGCGCCCUCACCGCCCCCAGGGCCGCCGCAUACCGCUCCACCCUCCGCUACAGCACUGCGGCACCCUCAGCACCCACAUCCUCUGCCUCGCGCGCCGCCGACCUUGCUGCGGUGGAAGCCGUCACCGAGUCCGACUCUGCGCAGGCCCCCGCCGAGGUUCCUCUCCGCCCCGCACAUGCCUCGCCGUCAAAGUCCAAGAACCUGAAGACAGCGUCGCGGACAGCCAAGACCGUCCCCUUCACCCCGGCCACACAGCCCCAGAUGCCGUUGUCGCCGCCAAGAUAUCAUGUCGCGCGGUCAGCGAACAAGAAUCUGCCCAUCUACACAGACUACAAGAGGGGCGGCAAUCUGCAUCUGACAACCGUACGGAAGGUCACAGGCGAUCUGCACGCAUUGAGGGAGGAGCUGAAGACAUGGCUGGCGAAGAAAGACGAGCACGUUACGGUCAACGCGCUGACGCAGCAUGUCAUCGUCAAGGGGCACCACAAAGACAAAAUUGCUGAGUUUCUGAAGGGGAGGGGAAUGUGA